Molecule: messenger RNA, 269 nt
Organism: Staurois parvus
Lineage: Eukaryota; Metazoa; Chordata; Amphibia; Anura; Ranidae
Source: the annotation of a GenBank genome assembly
CCAUCUCCUGUAGUAAUGUAUUUUUAGUCUCUGACCAUCUCCCAGAGUGUAUCUGCAGUUUCUGACAAUCUCCUGUAUCAUGUCUGCAGUGGCGACUGACAACUCAUGGGGCCCCCGGGCAAUAGGGGAUCAUGGGGCCCCUGUGUCCUUGCCUAAACUCAAAAAAGCCUAUGAAAAAGGUACCAGGGGCAUCUCAUAGGGCCCCAUUACUGACCAUCCCGGGCCCUCGUCUGCAAUGCCCAAAUUUCCAAAUGGUCAGUCUGCCCCUG